AUGUUUAAGGGCCUCCCAGGUCCGCCCCGGUCUUAUCUUUUCGGCUCACUCAUCUCGAUGGGUAAAGUGAUUGCGAAGCAGCCUGCGCAAGCGGCACCUCAGACGUUCGUCCUUGGAUUAAAGGAGGAAUAUCGACUGGGAGAUUUUUGGUACUUGGACACAUGGCCCGCCGGGCCGCCUAUGUUGAUGAUCAUGAACACGGAAAUGGCCAACGAAAUCACAAACAAGAAUUUCGCGCCAAAACAUCCCCUGGUCGGCGAGUUCAUGAAGAAUUUUGGAGGUCCAGGAAAUCUUGUUAGCACAGAUGGACCUGAGUGGAAGAAGUGGCGAUCGAUUUUCAACCCGGGCUUCAGCAGUAAUAAUUUGAUGACCCUGGUCCCAGCGAUCGUUAAUCAGUGCAAGGUCUUCUGCGACCUGAUGGAACAGAAAGCCAAACGGAACGAGUUAUUCCGCAUGGAGACCGCGGCCACAAAGUUGACGAUCGACAUUAUCUGCAAGCUUGUGCUGGACAUUGAUCUCGACUCUCAGACUAAAACGAAUGAACUUGUCAGCGCCUUCAACUCUCAGGUCCGAUGGCAAAGCUUGGGUGUACAGUUCCAGCCUAGUGAGCUGUGGGACAUUAGACGACCAGUUAUGCAAGCGUACAACAAUUGGAGGAUGAAUCGCUAUCUCGGAAAACGUCUGGACGAGCGCUUUGCUUCGCGUGAGAGCAGAGGCAAGACUAAGCAUGUCAUUGAUCUUGCCCUUGAAUCAUAUCUUAAGGAAGUCAAGGGUGUUUCGGGAGACACCUCCCACGUCACCAAGCUCGAUGCCGAAUUCCGCAUUGGCGCGGUUAGCAACAUGAGGACUUUUGUGUUCGCCGGCCACGACACUACCUCGUCCACGAUUUGUUACGCAUAUUAUUACCUUGGCAAGAAUCCCCAAAUGCUAGCACGUAUUCGUAAGGAACAUGACGAUGUCUUUGGCACAGACCGCGAUGCCGCUGUAUCGCGAUUACUUGAGGAUCCUCGUCUCAUGAACAAGCUCGAGUAUACAUUGGCGGUGAUUCGGGAGGUUCUCAGGAUUCAACCUCCAGCCAGCACUGUCCGUGCUGGAUCUCCGGAGUAUGUUGCCACCCGCCGUUUGCCGACGGAAGGAUUCAUGCUUUGGCCUGUCGACGUUGGUAUGCAUCGCAAUCCCAGAUAUUGGCCUGAUCCACACAAGUUCAAACCGGAGCGCUUUCUACCAAAUGACACCGCCAACGAUCGAGAUGCGUGGAUGCCAUUUUCCAAAGGUUCCCGGAACUGCAUCGGCCAGGAACUCGCGAUUAUCGAAACGAAGAUCAUUCUGCUUAUGACACUAAGAAGUUGGGACUUUAUCCCCGCGUAUCACGAGUUGAAAGCUCUCAAAGGAGAUGGCACCGGUUAUCCAUCUGACGAGUCAGGUGUGCAGACGCAAUUUGGAGAGGAGGCAUAUCAGAUCCAACUUGGUACGGCUAAGCCAAGAGAGGGAAUGCCUUGUCGAUUGAAGCUGCGGUAG
Dissoconium aciculare CBS 342.82 is the source of this 1518-nucleotide messenger RNA. RefSeq names its product cytochrome P450 monooxygenase-like protein. Gene Ontology annotation, molecular function: oxidoreductase activity, acting on paired donors, with incorporation or reduction of molecular oxygen; iron ion binding; monooxygenase activity. Lineage: Eukaryota; Fungi; Ascomycota; Dothideomycetes; Mycosphaerellales; Dissoconiaceae. Bases 1 to 1518 code for a protein of 505 amino acids. The transcript is spliced from 3 exons. The record is from RefSeq and is a predicted model, not a curated record.